Molecule: messenger RNA, 965 nt
Organism: Dermacentor andersoni
Lineage: Eukaryota; Metazoa; Arthropoda; Arachnida; Ixodida; Ixodidae
Source: RefSeq, a predicted model, not a curated record
UGUUGGCGUUAUCAGCGGACACAGCUCUUCGACUUGGAAUGCGCCUCCGCUCAUAUUGCUGGCACAGUCCACGCCUGCGUCGUUGUCAACAUGCGUGUUCCUGCCGUGGUGUCACCAGCAAAGCUCGUCUUCGGAACAUUGAAAGAGCUUCCCCAUGCGCUUUUCACCUUCCGUGGGCACGAGAACAGCACUUCCGACAUGGUCCCUUCUCCUGGCUUCCGCUUCCAUGCAGGUGUGCAUGGCGCUGGGUCCUCCUGCUGUGUUCGUGCCCUUCCCGGCUCUCCUAUAGCCCGUCCAGGCCGUCCCGCAAGCAACAAGGUGACGGCGAGGCGCUCUAGCCGCAGGCAAUGUUGCUGUCAUCCAGGGGCACCGACACCCGGCAGCUCGGCUGAACAUCAGAGCGCGAUUAGUGGUAGUCCGGCUUCUUUUUUUCCUUGCGCACCGAGCCGUGCCUCGUGACGAGGUUGGGUCCCGGCUCCAGACAUAUCUAGAUGGCGCGAAGACGGCUUUCGCCGCGAAAGCCAGCAUCAGUGACGGUUACCGUUUUGGGGAUUCCUCGCCACAGCCGCCGCUCGCAGGGGGACCUGUCCCGGCAGAGUCAAGCGCUGGCGAACCUGACUGCAUCAGUGACGCAGAAAGCGAGCACGAGGACGACCUGGUUGUGCCGGCCACCGACGCCUGAGGACGUGGUGGCCCUCCUAUGGAGGUUCACCCUCUGCAGUUAUUCUCAAGUGCGCUCGACGAGGUGGCGAAGACAGCUUCAGCAUCGGCACGGAAUGUAGCAUCGACCUGCAUCGCGAUGAGCGAUCGUGGCCAGCAUCCAGAGGCGGUUCUGCUGGAUUCGCGCCGCGGACCGCUAGGACACGUCACACGUAUUACACAAAGGAGCUUAUUAGCACAUUGAAAUAAUUCUCAUGUGGACACUAUGGAUUUCUAUAACAUUUGCCGCCCCACUCUCCAUCCCC